Messenger RNA from Tupaia belangeri chinensis (Chinese tree shrew), 3918 nucleotides. RefSeq names its product CGG triplet repeat binding protein 1 (gene CGGBP1). Gene Ontology annotation, cellular component: nucleus. Gene Ontology annotation, biological process: regulation of transcription by RNA polymerase II. Bases 726 to 1229 code for a protein of 167 amino acids. The transcript is spliced from 2 exons. Gene Ontology annotation, molecular function: double-stranded DNA binding. Lineage: Eukaryota; Metazoa; Chordata; Mammalia; Scandentia; Tupaiidae. The record is from RefSeq and is a predicted model, not a curated record.
GGCCGGGGGCGGGGUCGGGGCGCCGUUGUCGGCGGGAGGAAGAGGGAGGAGACGGGAAGCCUGACAGCGGCCGCCUCCGCCAGGCGCCUGCCGCCACCUCCCCUGAGACUGCAGCCAACUCGGUUGUCGAGUUCCCAGGCCCACCGCAGGCAGCUGGGACUCGGCCCUGCCCAGCUAGCGGGGUCGGGGUGGUGGGGCGCCGGCCUGCUAGGCUUGGCGCGGGAGGAGGGAGUCUAGACGCCUGGAACGUCCUGCGCCCCGCCUCCCUCGCCCCCGCCCGAACUCGGGGCCUGGGGAGCGCGAGGAAGUGCAAAGCGCAGCAGACUACGGAGAAGGAACUAGGAUAGGAAGUGCUGGGAUCGAGUUUGGUGUGGAGUUACCCGAAGAGAGCGAUUUUAGAAACACCUGCGUGGUAGCCGUUGACAUUCUUACUCAUCUUUUCAUCCACCCUUUGCCUCCUUUUCCCCUAUUUUUUUCUUUCCAUUUAUUUUUUGUGUUUUACAGUGAAGGCAUGAUUUCCCGGCACCGCAGGGAAAAUAGGGUGCAAGCCCAGAAACUAUUUCCCCACCACCACUUGUUGAAAAACUGAUUUGAAGGCAUCUCCGGGUUUGAACAAACGGAAAGUGCCAGGAGUUGAUGCUUUGGUUUUGUGCUGGAGACCCUUCACUACUAAGUAUCCAGACGAAAAAAACUGGAAUCUAAUCCGAACCAUACUCAAAGUCAGAAUGGAACGCUUUGUAGUAACAGCACCACCUGCCCGAAACCGUUCUAAGACUGCUUUGUAUGUGACUCCCCUGGAUAGAGUCACUGAGUUUGGAGGAGAGUUACAUGAAGAUGGAGGAAAACUCUUCUGCACUUCUUGCAAUGUGGUUCUGAAUCAUGUUCGCAAGUCUGCCAUUAGUGACCACCUCAAGUCAAAGACUCAUACCAAGAGGAAGGCAGAAUUUGAAGAGCAAAAUGUGAGAAAGAAGCAGAGGCCGCUGACCGCAUCUCUUCAGUGCAACAGUACUGCACAAACAGAAAAAGUCAGUGUUAUCCAGGACUUUGUGAAAAUGUGCCUGGAAGCUAACAUCCCACUGGAGAAGGCUGAUCACCCAGCAGUCCGUGCUUUCCUGUCUCGCCAUGUGAAGAACGGAGGCUCCAUACCUAAGUCAGACCAAUUGAGGAGAGCGUAUCUGCCUGAUGGAUAUGAGAAUGAGAAUCAACUCCUCAACUCACAAGAUUGUUGACUAGCAAAUUGCCAUCAUUGUGAUCAAGAUAAACAAUGUGGAGUAUUAAAGUUAUGUGUUAAUUGUGUGGUUCAUUUAUAUAUUUAUUUCAUUUAAAAUCAUGUGAUGCCGAAUAGUUUUACAAUGUGUAUAUAGUUGCAGACAAAAACAAAAACAAAAAAAAAAACCUCACUGCAAAACAUAUUGUUAAUUUUAGUCACCAAUGGUAUAAAUCAAAAUUUAGGUUUAGAGUGUGCUAGGAUACCUGAAACCUGAUGGUUAUCUUUGAAAUUGAUGGUUUUUCUCCUAAAAUGUUUGUGCAUGGAAGAACUGCCCUGCUUUAUUACCCUGUUGCCAUGUAUGAUUAUUCCUUGUGAGAUUACUUAAUUACUUGGAUUGAAGACCAGCCUAGGAAGUUGAAGCUGCUGCCAGGCAACACCACUCACAGUAACUUAAAGGAAUUAUUUCUGAUUAGAGGAUCCUCUUCAAAAAGGAAGGGGUGGUGAGAAACUAUUCUAAUAUCUUCAGAUCCCUAGCAGAAAUGACUGUUUACUUCAAACUAUGUUUUACUUGUAUGUGAUGUUACCUUAACUGUCCAGUUCCUCACUGAUUUCCCCUUUUCCAAAGGCUUAUUGUAGUUAGUAGCAGCUUCAAGUGACCAAAAGACUAAAAUCUCUUAAUGUCAGUGCCAAAACCUUGGGGAAUUUCGCAGUGACAAGAUUUUAGUCUUAUUCUGAAAACAUUUUUGAAGCAUAGCUUUCAUUUUAAGCAUCAUCUUGAUUUGCAAACUUUUAUGUCUGUGUUAAAAGACUGGCAUUUUAAUUUAAAAAGGUAGACAUUUUAUGGUUGAAUUUCUUUUUACAGAGUAUUAGUCAUUUUUGGCUAACCAAUCAGUUAAUAAGGAAACUGCUUUCUGUAUAUUUUUCCAUAAGAUUUUAUGGGUUUAUUUAGGUAAAUAGACUAGAAGCAAGUUUAUGUACUUUCACUUUUAUCUACUUUGCCUUUGGUGGUACAAGCUUUUUUUAAACAUGGAUGGUAAGCAAUUGUGUAGAUAUUUUGGCAAGAUUUUUGUUGUGGAGAUCUGGCAGUAUCCUGCAUAGCUCUUUGGGUGAGGAAAUAAUUCUGUUGAAGGUAAACCAUGUUCAGGAAAUGAUCUCUAUCUAAACCUCACUUUUCUAUAAGUUAUCAAAGUAACUUAGCCCAGCUAAGUCCUCUCUAUCAGAGACCCAAAUCAUAUUUUUUAAAAAUGUAACAGCUGAAAACUUGAACCUAGAGCUUUAAUUUUUAAGAAAUCUUAAAUUCUUUGAAAACAUUCAAAUUAAAAUAUUUAUAAAGUAUAUUUCUAUUACAAAGCACUGACAAUGCCCUAUAUGAUUAUCUUUUGAGGUCAUUUUACCACAGAUCUUCAUUGGGAAAAGCCAAAGUGAAAAAGUUUAGAUUUUGUAUUUUCAGCAACUUUCCAUGUCUUAAGUUUCUUUGGCAGACUUAAGUUCCUAAUUCAGAUUAUUAAAGAGGUCAUCUAAUUUUAGAUUUUCUGUUUUAUUUAAAAAAAUAAGCCUGCCACACAUACAAAUCACUUGUCCAAAUUUGACCUAUUAGUUUUUCGCAAGUUUAUUUUUGUUAAUGUAGCACAAUAAAUGCCUACAGUAGUGCUCUCCUUGGUAAAGCACAUUCAUGAGGUGAGCAGCAAAACAAGCAAAGUGUGUUUUGCUUUUAUUUUCUCUAGAAAAGAAUUUGCAGGCAACCAUGUUUAAUUCAAAUUAUCUAAGAUAGUAGAAAACCUUAAAAGCUAGGAAAGUGAGUUUUAUAGCACUAUUUUCAGACUACAGAAAUAAGGUUAAAUAUACAGUGAUUUUGAUCAAAAUUCUAUGUGAUUCAGACUGCUCCCUUUCGUUCAGGUAUUUGCACUAACAGCAGACACUAGUGGCAGAAACAAAUUUAGUAGUCCUAAGCAAUAAACUGGAUGAAGUUGCACUAGAAAAACAUUAAUUCACACUUCAGUUUUAGCAGUUAUUGAUUUUAUCAUUUAGGUUCCAUAUAUCUUCACAUAUUUCCAGGCUCCUAACUUUCCCACAGUCUAUCUAGGGGCAUAGUCCAUUUACCUGUUAGGAUUAUAUCAUGUCCUUAGUCAUGUUUUCCAUCCUGUUGUAGGGGGUUGAUACUAAUGUUUCUUUAGUGAUUAUGAAACUUAUCCCUGAAACUAGUUAACUGUCUCAUAGUUAAAUAAGGCAGAAUGAUUAUUUUAGCCUGCUCAGACUGGUACAGAUCCAUGCAUCCAUGAUUGGCUUAUGUUAGAUGAGGAGGCAUAUGCUGCUUGGAGGUGUAAUGAACAUGUGUGUAGAAGCUUUCAAUCUUAACUAUAUAGCGUUAGUGUGAUACUAUACUAUUGGAAAAGUAAUAAUCUUUUUCUGUUUUAUAAGUUGUAUGCAUAAACAAGAUUUGUAAUGUUUUCAUUUAUAAACUGCCUUCAACACGUGCUUACCUGUUAAUAGUGUUUUCUCAAAAUAUGGUAGUCUGUCUUCCAGAUUUUCACUAUAUGUUUGUAGUAUAAAUAGUUCUAGCUUGUUGAAAUGUUAAAUUUCUUACUGGUUUCUUUUUUAUUUGAUGGGGCAUAUAGCAAGCCUGAAGGACAUGUAAUCAUUUUUUUGCAGGGUGAAAAUUUAGAAAGAUUGUGUAUGAGAGCCUGUAGAGUUUAUCCAUUAUCAUCUUU